UCAUAUCAUGUCUCAAACAUGAUUCAUUUCAAAGACAACAUGUGGAUUACAAUGAGUGUUUUCAUUUUGUUCAUUGAUGACGUAACGGGUACCUGUUCAGGUCAAGUUUAUAAGAAGACUAUAUUUGAGGGUAUUUUAUUUAAAGAUUGGACAUCGGCACCAACUGUUGGUUCUAUUCGAGAAUGUGGGGAGAAAUGUACAACAGAUACGGAAUGUCAGUCAUUUGGUAUUAAUCUCCGUACUUUACAAUGCUAUCUUUACAAUAUUUUAAUCUGGUCUGGGGGUCUAGGUGCUGAAGAGCCAAAUAUGGUGUAUUAUUGGGCUUACCAGAAAACAUGUCCAACUGACCAGGCCUACAUUGACAACGUCCAAGCUAAAUGCUGUUACAGGUACUAUGCGGUGGGGCUGGGGUGGACAGAUGCCAUGAAACAAUGUAGCAUGGACAAUGGACAUCUCUAUUUAGGGGAUACUAAACAGAAAGUAGAGAUCGCCAUAAGAUAUCUUCCUGAAGUGGGAUAUGCUCCUCAUUGGUUGGGAUCGACUGACGUCAGCUCAGAAGGAACAUGGAACUGGUUAAACGGUGAAACUGUCAAUUCUUCAGGAUGGGGAAGGGGUUCACCAGAUAACUAUCGUGACACAGAUCACUGUAUGGCAAACAAUGCCAACGGAUUUUUCGAUGGAGAAUGCACUGACAAGUUUCACUUCAUGUGUGAAAUACCAGUUGUCUAA
Molecule: messenger RNA, 729 nt
Organism: Patella vulgata (common limpet)
Lineage: Eukaryota; Metazoa; Mollusca; Gastropoda; Patellidae
Product: CD209 antigen-like protein E
Exons: 3
Coding region: 19-729 (236 amino acids)
Source: RefSeq, a predicted model, not a curated record